AAAUCACGGAAGCACAUGGUGAAAAUGUGUGGAUUUAACUCAAGUCAACUGGAUAUUUACAGUUUUCUUUCAUUUUAAUCUCCACAUUUAAACACUGGCAUUGAAACGUGUUGUUUAGUCAUCACUGUCAGGUUUUGUUUUGUUGCUAACGUGUAGAAAACACGUUUGAUUCUUUUCCAUCAUGGUUCGAGAGAAAAGGGCUGUGAAGUUACAAAGGCCUAAAAAGAAAGAGUAUAAUGAAGAUGACCCUGAAGCCUUCCAGAGCAUGCCUGUCCCUGACAAGAACUCGGCAAACUACACAAAGGACAAAAUUGAUGAAUUUCACGAUGAGAAGAUUGCAAAACUUCUCGCCAGUGGCGUUCAGAUGGAGAGCGACCAGGAGGAGCUGGAUGAUGAGGAGGAAGUGAUGGCCCUGGAUGAUUCAGCGUCAGAGGAUGAAGAAGAAGAGGAGGAAGAGGGGACGGACAUGGAGAGUGACCUAGAGGGGCAGCAAGAAGAAGAUCUUCCCAAUGAAAUGGCCUGGGGCAACAGGAAGAAGAUGUUCUAUGACUCUGACUACGUGGCCACCAAGGGGAAAAAGCAAGACGAGUUGGAAGCUGAGGAAGAAGAGGAGGAAGAAGAGGCUAAAAACAUCCAAAACCGUUUAGCUGCAAAUCUGACCGAGGAAGAUUACGACUUAAACUUUUUUCAGGAGUUUGCUGCAGAGGAGAAGGAUGAAAACAAGACGGUGGAAAAAGAGGAGAGGAUUGUGAAAGACCUGCAGCAGAUGUCCCAGAAGGAGAAAAUGAAACUUCUGAAAAAGGAGUCGCCAGAGCUGCUCGAACUCAUUCAGGACUUCAAGGCAAAGCUUAAUGAACUGAAGAACGAGCUGCGGCCGCUCGUGCAGAUGGUCAAGGACGGAAAAAUCCCUCCAGGAAAGGGUGCUGACUACCUCAAGACAAAACAGCAACUUUAUCUCAAUUACUGCACAAACAUCAGUUUCUACCUGGUGCUGAAAGCCAAACGAGUUCCUGCUCAUAACCAUCCAGUGAUCGAAAGACUGCUCACCUACAGGAAUAUUAUUAAUGAACUUGGUCCAGUCGACGCUCGGCUCGCCCCUCAGUUCCGCAAACUGCUGUCUGGUGAGGAGAGCACCAGCAGACCAGCAGAGGGCAAGAAGACCAGAGUGUCCAGUAAAAAGGAAAAGGAUUCUGGAGAAGUUGUGCCUGAGGUUGAGGAGGAUUCAGAUUCUGAGCUGGACGAGGAAGCAGCUCUGCGUUUCUACAGAGCGGCGGAGCAGCGCUCCAAACUGAAGAGGAAGGGCCAGAAUGAGCCAGAAGCUGAAGAGUUGGAGGAGAAUGAAGAUGAGGAGGAAGAUCCAGAAGCUAAAAGAGGAAUCACUUACCAGAUGGCCAAGAACAAGGGGCUCACACCAAAGAGGAAGAAGAUCGACCGUAAUCCCAGAGUCAAGCACAGAGAGAAGUUCAGACGGGCCAAAAUCCGCAGAAAGGGCCAGGUGCGUGAGGUCCGUCGGGAGGAGACGAGAUACAGCGGAGAGAUGUCUGGUAUCCGUGCCGGCGUCAAGAAGAGCGUCAAACUUAAGUAACCAAGAGAGAUUUAAAAGUUUGCUGCCAAAUGGAGCCAUGAGGCUGCAAAAAUACCAGCUGACUUUACUUGUGAAUGUUUAUUGUUGUAGGUGAUGUUAACUGUUUCAUCGAAUCAUUCAGCUGUUAGUGUUGUAGAAAAAAACAUUUUUUUCUAGAUCAUUUUUGCAGUGUGAAUAAACAUUUAAUAAACCUUCAAUAUGUUGCUUAUUGUCCCUGUACAGAGACACCACUAUCAACUUAAAGGGAAACAUCAGUUGUUUUCAAUCCAAGGUUAUAAUAGUUUUGGAUUUUUCAUUAGUUUUAGUUUUAAUUUCGUUGUGAAUUUUUGUUUUCAAAUUCAGUUAGUUUUAG
Molecule: messenger RNA, 1937 nt
Organism: Centropristis striata (black sea bass)
Lineage: Eukaryota; Metazoa; Chordata; Actinopteri; Perciformes; Serranidae
Gene: utp3
Product: UTP3 small subunit processome component
Exons: 16
Coding region: 182-1585 (467 amino acids)
Biological process (GO): maturation of SSU-rRNA from tricistronic rRNA transcript (SSU-rRNA, 5.8S rRNA, LSU-rRNA)
Cellular component (GO): nucleolus; small-subunit processome
Source: RefSeq, a predicted model, not a curated record